UCUUAGAGGAUAGAGGCUUAGAGGGACCUCAGGUUAGGUUGGCCACUAGUAUUGCCUCAGAGAGAAUCCUCCAAACAACCAAGAGCUUCUAUUCAUGAACAGUUUUGAUUCCUUCCUUAUUCUAACGCACCUUCAUGUCUGCGGCUCCUUCUCUGGCACUGACCACUCUCUUCCGGUCAAAUCUCCAGGAUUAAUUGAAGGAGCUAAUCAUUUCCACUGGGCUAAUUUGGAGGCCAUUUUAAUAGCUGUUAUAGGCUUAGGCUAGACAACGCAUUGUUGUGCGAGACCUGUGAGGUUGCCUUUUUUUUCUAUUUAUUUAUUUAUUUGUUUGUUAAUUUUUUAUUUGAACCUGCAGACUCCUCAAGAUGAAGGACCGACUGGCGCAGCUGAAGGAGAAGAGUGAUGGUGGAAGCGAUGACAUUGAGGUUCCUGUGGAAAAUGAGGGUUUUAUGGAUGAUUUCUUUACUCAGAUUGAAGAUAUCCGUAUCAGCAUUGACAAGAUAGACGAGAGCGUAACAGAAAUCAAAAAACUCUACUCCACCAUCUUGUCGGCCCCCACAUCUGACCAGAAAACACAAGAUGAUGUUGAAGCACUCACCAAUGAGAUCAAGAAAUCAGCCAAUAACGCAAGAAACAAACUUAAGAGUAUUGAGCGCCAGCUUGAGUCCAACACAGAUGAGAGGACCUCAGCCGACCUCAGGAUACGCAAAUCACAGCAUGCUAUCCUGGCCAAGAAGUUUGUAGAGGUGAUGACAAAAUACAACGAGGCUCAAGUGGACUUCAGAGAUAAGAGCAAAGGACGAAUCGCCCGACAGCUGGAAAUCACGGGGAAAGCAACGACUGACGAGGAACUGGACGAGAUGCUGGAGGGAGGCAACUCAGCUGUCUUUACUGCCGGGAUCAUGGACUCUAAGAUCAACCAGCAGGCCCUGAAUGAGAUCGAGGCUCGUCACAAAGACAUUAUGAGGCUGGAAAGCAGCAUCAAAGAGCUCCAUGACAUGUUUGUUGAUAUCGCCAUGCUGGUUGAGAAUCAGGGUGGCAUGAUUGACAGAAUUGAGAGCAACAUGGAUCAGUCAGUGGGCUUUGUAGAGAGGGCAGUGGCCGACACCAAAAAGGCAGCCAAAUACCAGCAGGAGGCGCGCAGGAAACAAAUGAUGAUCUUCUGCUGCUGUGUGAUUUUGGCCUUGGUACUCGGUUCAUUUGUCUACAGCUUCUUCAAAUAGAAAACCAGAAUGAGGCCACCCUGCAGCUAGGUCCACACAGUACAGGAUGAGGCAGAGCAGAGCUACUCGCCGACGGUCACAAAAUAGAGCCUGGGCUCUGUUUACUGUCAUUUCAACUAAUUCAAGAUAAACAUCAAAGCUGCAAAUAUUUUCAUUUGUUCUCAGUUAUUUCUGAUAACUCAGUUAUUUUAACCUUCUCUGGGUGCCCCACAUUUAAAUUCAGUUUCAAUGCAGUGUCAGGAUAUUUCAAGUUAUAGGCAUGGACGAUCUGGUCUAAGAAGAUUACUUAAUAUUACUCCAAGGCAUUUAGUUUAUUUAAUGUAUCUGCUUCAUACAGAUUAAGAUCAGCAUUCAUGGUCAGCUGCAGAACUUACUGAGAGCCAUAUGAUGUUUGGGUUAAACAAAGCAUUACUUAAAUAAUAUAUUAGAUACACCUUUCAAUGCCUACAUUGCAUUGCAUCCAAUGCCCCGACCACCACAAAAUAACCUCAGAAACACCAUAGUUAAACCAACAGACCAAUAGUCCCAACAAAAACCUGAACAUCAUUGUGUUGAUAAAUAUAAGAUGUAUUGUUGAGCUGUAACUAAUGCAGCUGAAAUCAGAAUACCUUACAAAAUGUAGAAACAAAAUGUCCCAUUUACAAUAAGCAGUCACUUGUAUGAAUUGCCCUCUUAGCCCAAUUUUGGGAAAUAUGUCUUCCUUCUUUGACUCUGACCUCAGAAAAAAUACUGUUGCAGUAGUUAUAUGAAUUUGUAUGGUAUUAAGUGCAGGAAUUUUCAGUAAAUGCUGGUGUAUAUGUAGGACUUUUCAGGAGUAUUGAGUUUAGAUUAGCUAGUGAGUGGCAAAGUAGAAAAAUUACUAGAAAGAGUAGAUAUCUACAUUCAUAUACCCUGAAUAUCUCAGUCUCCCUUAUACUGAAAUGGAUGGAUUCCUUAAAAAGCUAUCAAACCUGAAAGAAUUUCUUGAGUGAGCUUCAAGAGAGUUUUAUUGCCCCAUGGGCUAUUAUCUCAGAUGAUCCAAAUAUUUGAAAGGUAACUUCGUUUUUUUUUAACCUGGGCCCCAUUUUUCUGUUUUUGUGUCUAAGUGACUGAUGUUAGUCAAAUUAGUCCAAUAUUAACCAAGAGAGACAAGCUACAAUGUUAUGUUAUUAGGCAAUUGUGCACCUUUAAUUUACAUCCACAAAAAGUGUGUGUUUUCAAUUACCACUGAUAAUGUUGAAAUAAACGCUUAAUGUGGCUGGGUUAGCUCAGUUGGUAGAGCAGCCCCAAAAAUAUUCUAAAGAAAAAUAAAUAAACCCUUAAUUCACCCAUUUACAUGUGAAAAUACUCUGGGUCUAUACACACUAAAAGUACUGUUUAUUGUAAUUGGGGUCUGGUGAGUUGAGUUGGCGAUUUGAAAAAGGAUUUUACUCUUUAAAAAUGUUUUUAUCUCUGUAGGGAUCCUUUCCAUAAUCUUGUCAGACACCUAUAAUAACAACCUGCGCCUGUCAGUGGCAAAAACAGCCCUUUUCCUGGUUGGAAAUUGACGAUGGGCAUUGCCCAAAAUGAUUACAUUGCAGCCUGGUUCGCGGCUGCUGGUUACAGCUUUCCUGCUGAAUACUGGACCAAUUCCAAAGAUUUCUGUUCACAUUAGUUAUCAGUUAGAAAAUAGGGUCCAGGUUGUAAAAUAAAAUAAAAAACGAAAUUACCCUUUAAAAUGUACUGAAUAGUAGGAUCUGCCUUCACAAAUACAUUGAGACUGUUGUCAUAUCCAAGAAACAACUGAAAAUGAUUUAUUAAUGAGCAAGGAAUGAAUAACAUAAAGUGAAAGUGAACCAACCUCAGACAGAUAUCCCUAUAGCAUGACUGCAUGAUUACCACACUGCCCAUUAUCACGGUGCAUAUCUUUGAAGUCAGUAUCCUAAGUAUUGAGGCAGCAUUGUUGUUAUUCUUUUGUACAUUUCUCUGUUACUUGUGUUUUGAUGUGGAAUCUAUACUACUGUGUCAAUACUUAUGCUAUCGACUGCAUUUAAUGAUACCUGCUGUGACACCAUAGUGGGCCUUUAUUCAAAUCAUUUUUCAAUUUAAUGGAGGAAAGUCACUUUCCAUAAAUAAUUUACAUAUUGAAGUUUUGAUGUUGAACUGAUUAAAAUAUUAUUGAAAUUAGAUGCUGUCUGAUCUAAAAAUAGGAGUAACCGCUAAAGGUGUUAGAUUAGAAAUGGAAAUAAACACAGCCCUGCUUUAUUUUAUUACCUGACACUGCCUUGGGGGGGGUGUUCUGCUACAGGUCUUUGUUGUUUGUGUAUUUACUACAAACAUUGCUUUAAUUUUUAAUAUAUGUAUGUCUGUUUUGCCCCUUCUUUUUUAAAGGACUAUGACUGUAUUUCCAAAGAGCUUGUUCUUGUUUCAUGCCAUGGUUUGACUCUGGUUGGUCUUUGACAUUUGCAUUCUUCCUUUUUGCUCUAGAUCCACAAAUGCAGUUGGCUACACUGCAGGUAUGGGCUGACAUUGACACUGCACUGCAGCCUACUCUUGUAAUGUCAGCCUACUCUUAAACCAUAUUUGGCUCUUUUGCAAUUUGAGACUAGAUUUGAUCACUGGCUCAUGCGUAGAUCAGCAACAGAAAGUGUCACAUUUUAAUGUUGGUUAUUGAAAUAUUGUGUAGAAUUAUUUUUGUGAGCAAUACAAGCAGUGGUGUUUUUUCGUACUCAUCUUAGGUGGCAAGCUACAACUGCAGUACCUGCCAGAAAUACUCUGUGGAUGUCAUACUUUAUGUACCACUUUGUUUACUGUCUCAUGCUGCCAUCAAGUUCACCUUGAAAGAUCCCUCUGAUAUCCAAAGAUUUAACAAGACUUAAAAUUUUAACAAACUGAUGUUAGAUUCUUUUCUUUGGGAAUUGAACAGAAAAAUUCUACUUUGUGCUGUCAAAAUAAAAUGGAUGAAAUGUAUUUCCCAAGAAUAAGAUAACAUAACAUAUGGGUAACCAAUUAUAACCUGGGUUGUUCAUUGCACCUGUAAAUGUGUUUUUGGACUUGAAUGCAGAGUCUCCAGUUGUGGGUGUCCACCUGACAGUGGGAGGACGCCAAUUUCUUUGCCAGAUUUCCAGAAGGCUAGAUGUAAACCUUACAAAAAUACCGUAACAUAAUUACCUUGAUAGUUAGAACUUAUAAUAAUUAAAAAAUAACAUUCCUAUUUGUCAAAAGGAUGAUUCGAGGGGGCAAUAGGAAAUUAGACAAGAGUAAUAGUUAACCAUGUUUCAGUACGCACAUUGGCCAUUCUAUUCACUAUUAUUAUUAGCUUGGGUGACAACCUGUAGUGUGAUUUUGUGUCUUUCCUUUUCCUGCGUACAUUAUUUAAGCCUUGUCUCUGUAGCAAUGUAUUACAAUGUAUUCUAUUGUUGUAUUGUCUUUUGUAGUUUUGCCCACUGUUGACGAUAAUAAAUUGAAACUGUUAUUUA
This is a messenger RNA of Perca fluviatilis (European perch), 4660 nucleotides long. RefSeq lists its product as uncharacterized. Gene Ontology annotation, molecular function: SNARE binding; SNAP receptor activity. Bases 366 to 1223 code for a protein of 285 amino acids. Gene Ontology annotation, cellular component: plasma membrane; synaptic vesicle; presynaptic active zone membrane. The transcript has 10 exons. Lineage: Eukaryota; Metazoa; Chordata; Actinopteri; Perciformes; Percidae. Gene Ontology annotation, biological process: synaptic vesicle fusion to presynaptic active zone membrane; exocytic insertion of neurotransmitter receptor to postsynaptic membrane; intracellular protein transport. The record is from RefSeq and is a predicted model, not a curated record.